AUGGCGCAGGCAAUCAAACUUCACCUCGUCUACGCUGGUCGUGGCGACACUCUCAUUCUAGAGUUGGACAAUGAACUUGUUUUGGUUGAUGGUGGUCCAAUGACCCGCCAUCCCAUGAGAAACAGAUUUCCCGAUGUUACACAGCCAUUUGUUCUAGGUGAUGAACACGGACCUUACAUCAAAUAUUUGAAAGAGGCCUUAGUUGAGGUCUGGAGCCCAAGACCUGGCCCACCAACCCUGCGAGCCAUUGUCAAUUCUCAUGCUCAUGAUGAUCACUUUGGAGGUUUGCUCUAUCUCCUUCGCACUUGCAACCUAGGUCUAGAUCUCGCUCUUCACCCGAAUUUCAGUUAUCUCGUACCAUACAACUUUGAAGGUAAAAACAAUGAGAGCUACAAUUUUAUCACAGAUACACUCGCUCAAAUGAAUCUACGUCCUGGACAUGCCGGGAGACAGCUGGGUAUUGAUCAAAACAAUGUCACCAAACGACACGAACUACUCCCUCACAUCAACAUGGUGUUUCCAGAGAGUAUUGACUCUGUGAUCGCAUUUAUGGAUACUGCCAAUGUGUCUGAUUGGAAGACUGACUCAAGGUUCAUACUGGAUCCCAAACUUCGGGAAUUUGGAAGCGCAAACAAUAGCAGCAUUCUCAUGAAGACGCUGCAGCAGGGUCUAGCAAAUGGAGAUACAAAUCAAGGUAUCUUCUUUACUGGGGAUCAACCUGCGCCCAGAAUCAGGAAAUACAUUCAAGACAACGAAUACGACAUUUACAAAGUACAGCAUCACGGGUCUUGGAAUGAUGCUACCGACGUCAACGUGAAUGAUCCUAAAACUCUUUUUGCAGAUAAUAGUGUAGCACGUGAAGUCAAAAUCUCAAGUAUGAUUCAGAUAGCCAGAACGUUUGAGGCCACUGGCGCUUUUCCUCCAGAGGCGUGUACUGGACUCUGGAAAAAUUCAAUCAUCAGACCACAGGAUAUGGACAACGUGGUCACGGUCUGCCAAUUUAUGGUGAGACUCAUCAAUGAAAACAAUGAGCUUGGUCCGGGAUGGAUCGACAACAUUUGGGCGAGAUUAAAGAAAAGGAGAAAACGUUACAUAGACACACUUCUCAGAAGACCUCCAGAUAGUGGACGAAUAGAAAUGACGGAUGGCAGCGAAACUGUAAAGGAUAAUCUCAAGUUUCAAGAACAAGACCAGCUCAAGUCCAUUUGGGAGACCUUUGAAGAAGAAAUCAAGCCGCAAGUGGACCUUGCCACCCUCGAGACUAAUUUCGCUCCCUGUGGGAUUCCGAUAUACAACACCAUGCCGAGCCAAAAGCCACCGGGAUGGAAAUUAGGCGGAGCGGUAGAUUGGUACAUUAGGUUCGUAGAAGUCGAAUGUUUUGCAGAUUUCAUCGUCGCAAGGAAGAUUGGCAGUAUCGCAAAGUACUAUGGAAGAUUCAGGUCGAAAGCAUAUGCCGUGAGCGGUAUUUGGGAUUAUUUGAACCAUAGGCAUCCUACCAUCGAGUUCCUUAUUGGACUCGCGUUUUCUCUCCACAUCAAUGACCGAAGCGCAACUUUGUACAUGACUGAAGCCGAAUGUCUUCGGCAAACAAAGCUUGAUAUUAUUGUCAAAGGCAUAGACCUUAGUACAAUUGUUUUGUUUGGACCUCAAAGAUUAGAUCUUCGGGUGCUGACCGAGCAAGCUCCUGGAUACGUCAGUCUCAACGGUCUGUAUAAUGCAGAUCCGAGAGAAAUUGGAACACCUCUUGGUAAUCCUCCUAAUUCUCGACAAGUAACAACAUUGAUGUUUGAUAAAAUAUGGGUAAAGACUCUAUCUCACCAUCUCUCACAAGGCAUGAAGGUACUUGGUCCAAAGCAUUCACCGGCCAAUGCAACGACUCAGUAUCAAAUCACUGGAAAAUUUGCCGAAAAACUGUACUACCUAUACCAUGAUGGAGUCGACCUUAAAGUAAUGAGUAACACGGCAAUCACCGAUCAGAACCGUGAUUCUACACUAUUCAAAGUCCAGCAUGAAAGCUAUGCGUAUCGCGAAGGACUACUUUUACCAUAUCUUGAAGUUCAAAUGACACUCGCCUGGACAUACACCCCCUUCAAUGCUCACAUGCCAGACACUGCAACUCAGAUCAUCUAUUUGACUCUCGAGGACCAUAGCGGCCAUCCAAAUUGGAACAUUGCCAAAGAUCUUCCGGCUGGUGCAGGCCAGAGUGAAUUUUGUCUCCAAUACCCGAUUGGAACUCAGAUCCCGACACAUCCUGCUGACAAUGACUUUACCUGGUCAACGGAAGGCCCGCGUGUGCUACUAGGCUUCAGUGUCCACAAGUACAAGUCUCCACAGGUCAAUGGUCCUCCUGGACCAAAUCACCAUCAGCAACUGGUGUUUAUCAAUCCUCCGCAGAACAACUUGAUGCCAAAUAAUGCUAUUCAAAAUACAAACCUCGAAGGAAGUUUCUUGGAAGAAACUAGUGUGGAGCAGUCUGAUGAAAGCCAAUUUUCAUUCUCCGCGCCGUUAGAAAAGUUUUCAAUGCCACAUCGUGCAGCAUCAAGCGUAAGGCUAAGAGACCCACUGGGAGCCUCUCCUCAGAAUCCAACACAAACUGCAGAUGAACCUUCUGAGAGCACUCUUACACUUCGUCAAUACAUCGAACUCCUUGGUCUUGAAGUAAACGAAGUUCAAACCCGAGAGAGUGCCCUGCGCGCCAUUUUUAAUUAUCAUUCAUCUUUAGCGAAGUUCACUAAUUCGAAGUACGCAAAAUUCCUAUUAAUGACACCCAUCGAUUUGACAAACUCGCAAGUGACAUAUAGAAUGACCAAUUGGGGUCCAAUGACAAGUUCGGCAGUGUUGAAGACUUUGGUGGAACCAUCAGAGAACGUAAUCUUCGGGAAUGACAGCUUCGGAGUCAAAAGUUCCUUGGUAAAAGUAUCUCUAAACGAAAAGGAGGAUCUCGCAGCCUUUGAGUCAAUCAUUGAGACAGGUGAGACAGAAGAUGAAAAGAUUGUUCUUACUGCCAAACAAAAGCUCUUAAUGCCUCCAGAGAAACCAAGCCUUAGAGCCUACUUGAUCAAGAAAGGUCUAGCCAAGAGCAUGCUCGAUGUCAUAGAUCUCACUUAUUUGUUAUACUAUAUCCUCGGAAGUGAAAAUGAGACCAUGCAAUUGCUGAUCGGUGGUAUUCCUUCAAAAUUGAUGGAACCUGGUCUUUUCCUUCUCCAGCCGGAUCUUGAUCAGUCCAGGGCGAUUUUCCAACCUGCCAUUACCACUGGGGAGGAUACUCUAGUGACAGCAGACAUUCAGUUCAAAGUCGAUCAAUUCAUGUCACCCAUUGAUCUUGGACCGAUCAGGCUGAGGUUUGAUGGGAUAUCAAUGAAAUUAGACCAGAUAGACUCGGGGAAUGAAAGUAUUCUUCUGACAGGGGCAGCCAGUCUGGUGGCAGGAGAGCAUAGAGUGCAACUGAGCAUGGCACGAUACCUGAAUAGGCAAGAGCUGAGCACGCUAUUUAUAGUGCGAACAAAGGCUGGCCAACAAGUCGAGUCGAAGCAACGGCUGCCAGACUUCUCUCGGAUUCUUGGCUUGGACAAGCAGAAAAUUGAGAGUCUCAAAUUUACAUCACCAAUGCAGAAAGCUGGAAUCGUAGAGAACAGGCCCCUUCCUUCGCUUUCUGACCUUGACGCUCUGCAGCUCGGUUUCUCCAUUCGCGAGGAAGUCUGGGAUCCAUCAGAGUACACAAUCUCCAGUGUAUUCAUUGGGGUAUCCUACGACGGAUGGAGAGACUAUCUUCCAGAAGCCAUGAAACUAGACAAGAUUCAAGACCUCAAGGUACGUGUAAGCGUCAUGAACCCAACGGUAGGUACCAGGGCGAUAAGAGUUGAAACAACUGCUUCGAUAAUUAUUCCAAAGUCGAGUCCUGAGAAAUGGGUCCAAUUCGAUUUUGCUGCCGAUCCAGUAGGUCUCAACAAUGCGUAUGAGUACCGAGUGCGACUCUCCUGCAGUAGCAGAGUCAACAUUGAGGAUAUCGGCAUGGUGCUUGAUUUGAAUUUCAAGGAUUCCUUUGUCAAUGACAUCCCCGUAAUUGGGAGUAUUGUCGACAAUAUUUUUAUCAAGGAAGUGUCUGCUACAAUUGGAAGUCGAUCUCAAAAGCUCACGUUCGAUGACUGGUCUUUCAACCUUGGAGCAACGGAGAUUGUCAUUCUUCAGAAUCAAUUCACUCUACGAAACGUCGAGGUCACAGUAAAGAAGCUCUGGAAAGGCCCGUACUACACAUCUGGCUCGGGUGACAUUAUGAUUCAUCAACUCCAAAGAAUACUGAAAGUCAAGUUCAGCACUCCCCAAGUUGGUCAGCCCGGUUGGUUUGAGUCUACUGUCGAGAAUGGGGGGAUCUCUGUCAAUCAUCUUCUAAGUCUUGUAGGUACAGACAUCACCGGCAUUCCAGUCAUCGGUGAUCUUGCCACGAUCGAACUUCGUCUGUUCAAACUUUGCAUUGGAUACAUCACCAAGAUCAGCGGCGACAAUAAGGCCUCCAAAUCGCUAACUGUUCUUGGUGCAAUGCUACAAUUGAACAAACUAGACUUCCAUAUUGGAAAUUUCGAAUUCAAAAAUGGCUUCUUUUCCAUUGAAUGGCAGGGUGUCAAUCACCCCUCGUCCCUCAACGAAGAUCGCAAGGUUCUUUGCGCCAGCGCCAGUCUACCAGGAGGUCUAGUCAAUGCAAGUAUUAGAUAUGAAUCGGGCAACAAAGUUGUCGUUACGACUUUGAAACUUGUGGAUAAGAUUGUUCCCCUUACCAUACUGUUCACUUCAAUACUUCCAGACGACUUGAAGACAUCUGUUCUAUCGAGCUUCAUAGGCGACCUUGGAUUUGAAUAUGGAAGCAUAGGUAUCGAUGUGGCGAAGAAGGAGCUUGAAUUUCUAGAGCUUCAGCUGGCACAGGCGGAAAACCUGCGUUUGGGACUGGGGAAGCAAGAUACGGAGCAAAAGGCACUUGAAAUGAUUUCAUUGCAGGUAACUUAUCAACGCGGUGAUCUUAGGGAUAGAAACCUGUACGGGACAGAUAAUGGGGUUUCUACUCCGGUGAGAAUUGUUCCAACUUCUGGUGACGAGAAGUCUCCCAGCGGACAAUUUACAAGGGCAAAAUUUGCGACUGACAAAAUAGUGAGCGGUCAGCCGGCAAGUGAACAAUCAGCAGGAACAGAUCAUCACAGGCAGACUGGUACAACGGAAGAUACGUUGACUGAAUCGGCCGUUAACGACUCUGAGGGGUCUCGGAUCGAAUUCUUCUCUCGCUCGGCAAAGAAUUCAAAAAGAUUAGGUUUAAGAGUCAUUGCAAUCGAUGUUGAUGCGGUCCGUCUCGACAAUCUUUUGAACCUUUUUGGGUUUGGCAACGACCUGCCUUAUGGUAAGCCGCAAGGAUUUCCAUCAUUUACGGGCCUGAGGAUCAAAGACUUGAAAGGUGAGGUGGAGAUCAAUGCAGUCGCGACGGACGGCAAGAAACAGAGCAAAUUGACCAAGUUAUGCAUCGGCGUCGAGACAUCUGAGGGAUAUGAAUUGCUCUCGGACCCCUUGCUCAAGCUCGAGAAUUUAUAUCUAAGAUACCAGUAUGAUGCCGAUGUUACUACGGUGUCUAAAACGACGGUUGUUCUUCACGGGCGUAUGCUAAUCUCAGGUCUCGUACUCGAUGCCGUAUAUCUAAAGACACUAAAGUACGGAUCUUUCUUUGCUGCUCAACUGUCUCCGAAAGGGUUUCAAAGAUUGGACUUUACGGAUGUUACUGAUAGACUACUCGCUGGCAAAAAUAUUGAGAUGCCAAAGGACUAUGCGAAAGACUUGCCUUCUAAAUUUCCAUUGAAAUAUGUCGAACUUGUUUUCGCUCCAGGAGACUACAUCGAAUGCUCUGCUCUUGCGGCUGGUGACCCAAUAGGAGCCAAUGCUUGGAAAGCUGACAUUCUUGGUCUGAACUUCACCGUCAGAGAACUCAGUGGAUCCAUAAGGGUCACUUCACAAGGACAGAAGAAAGGCUGUGAAAUUCAUCUCUUUGGGAAAUUGGAUCUCGGAGACUUUACUAGUGGUAGAGCAAGUCUGGAUGUCACACCAGGAGGGCAGAAGCUAUUCACGGCGAUUGUGGGCAAAAAGACCGCAGAGUCUGCGGAUGUGUCAAGAUACGCCAAAGCGGUAACACAUUCGGAUACUGAUGUGUGGUCGCAACAGGUAUUUAAAGAUACGAAGUUGCAAUUUGACAGCUCUGCUGCUUUCUUGGUGGACUUUUCCCAGUCUCGGUUCAUCAUUGCCGGCGCUCUCAAAGAUGUUGGAAACGCCAUGCUACUUGCUCAAAAGCAUCCAAAGGAUGACACCAAACGAUCUUAUUUUCUAUCUCUAGUCGCAACUGAUAUCCUGUCAAUCUGGCCAGACUUAAAAGACGAUGUGUCUAAUUGCUUCGACAUCAAGAAGCUUGCCGUCCAGGUCCUCACCUAUGAGACAACGGCCAAGGAUCUACAGGCAAACUUGUCCAUGGGGUUAGGGAAUUUGAGAGUCGCUAAAGACUCUAAAAUGGUUGACACAAAAGAUAGAACAGACGCUGCGGAUGAAGUGUUGAAGGUUGAGAUGGACCUCAAGUCUGAUGACUUGGAACCACAGCAAAUCCAAGAAAGACCGACAUUUCCAGCUGGGCCAACCAUAGAAGAACAAGAAAAAGUGGAGAAAGCGCUAACAAAGACUGGUGAGAUUCCUGAUUUGGAUAAAUUUCAAGACAGGAAGCCGUUGCAUCCAGGAGCAUGGUUCUUCACGGAAAUCAAUCUAAGUGGACAUGGCGCCGUGACUGACUCUUUAGCAAUGGCAGCGUCAGAGUCUGGUAAAGCUGCGUGUACCAUUCUUGUCUACGGAGCUAUUCAGAAAAGUGCAAAACACUUGUACGUGAGUAUUUACAAUCUUAGUCUACUAGGUGAUGCCGUGGUCGUCAGUGGAUGGGGUAAUUACGUAACCAGUACGCGUGACGAAGGCGGAAUGAAAAAGACUUUGCGACAGGUUGAUGUCCAAGCUUCCUUGAAGCUUUUUGGUCUCACAGAUGAUCCACUCAAGUUUGAAGUAGAUUAUCAUGUCGAAAAUGAACUGACAACAUUCAAGGCUCUUCUCAGUUCUAUCGAAAGACCGUCUGUCAAGAGUCCUUUUGAUGACGCCUUCAAUGUCAAACUUGUGGAUCUUGGAAUUGAAGGAUAUAUACCUAAAGAUACUACAAAAAGAUGGUACGCAAUUAAGGGUGGGGUUAAAUUUGGCACUGGUGCUCUUGAACCCAAUCUGGAGGCCGCAAUAGUCUUUGAUAAGAGCUUGGUGCCGCAAGCAGCACUGAUUCGUUAUAAAAGUACUGAUGGUCGUCUUUCCGUCCAGGAAUGCUCAUCUAAGGUCAUCCAAGCGCCAGAUGACAGCUCAGCAUCAUGGCCGAAAAACCUCCCCAAUUUCUGGUUCGAAGAGAUGAUGCUCUACUAUAACAGAUCCAAAACUCCUCUAACAUUCGAAGGCAAGAAAUUGUAUCAAAAUUAUAAUCUUGAUGCCAAGGUCUACAUCUUCAAUGAAGCAUUCGACGUGCUUAUGAAGAUUUCACCAACCGGCGUGACGUUUUCUGCAAUGCUUGCAAGAACUGUGGAUCUAGAAUUUGCCGAGCUAUCAGGUUUCACGGAGGAUGGGGUCAAAGAGGACGGACCCAAGAUAUUUGUUGAAAAAAAUCCCGGCGCAGGCUUUGUUCUAGGUGUCAAAGGAAGCAUCUCUUUCCUGAAAAGUCAACCUCUAAAUCUCUCGCUACAGUAUGAAUCAGAUCAGCAAGCUAUGCGUGGCUCGAUCACACUGCCACAGGGUUUUCUCGGUACAGUGUCGGAACCAAUAUGGUUCAGAUAUAAGGAUGGCAAGUUCAGGUUCGAGUCGCUGCACAUGUUGAAUUACAUGGACAAAAUUUCAAAGUUCAAAAAGCUGAUGGAGGAAGGAUCGAAAGGUGGAGACAAUGCUUGUGGCAAGUUUUUCGAUCUUGCUUGGAGGACCUUGGUGAAGAUUCGAUACAGAUUUGCUCUUGAGUUACCCGAUAAUAAUAAUGCACCGAGUGCAUCUGCCAGGGAUGGGGUAAUGGGCAAAGCUAAGAGCAUCAUGGUGAAUGGUAAGAUACCCAUCACAGUCAGAUGGUGGGCACAGAUCUAUUUGGUCGACGAAGCUGUGGUUAAAUUGGAGAUUGAGAUGGAAAAAUUCAACAUUGAUCUGGACCCCAAACCAAGUGCCGAUAGUCUUCUUGGCAAGCUAGCUAUCAAUGUUGGGGACAAUAUGGGCAAAGUCGCUUCGGCCAUCUUUGGUGAUCCGAAGAAUCUGGCGAUCAUUGGUGGACUUUUGGCAUUUGACAAGAUCGGCCCAAUUGUUAUUAAAGCCUUCUUUUGCAGAGGAGCAACCUCGGACCCGGAUCUCAACAAAGGAGCAAAAGAUGUGAUGAAGCGGGAAACUAAGGACUGGCUAGACAAAACCGAAGAGACACUUAAGGAUGUUGCCAAAGUUGCGACCGCUAUUGCCAGUGGCGCAAUCACCGCGGCAGGCGGACUCGGUGCGGCAUGGGAAUCAUUCUGGGAUUUGGUUGCCAUCCUUGGAGUUAUGAUUUUUGUCAUUGUGGUUUUAUUGAUGCUACUGCCCGACAACGAUGCUGACAAGAAGAUAAUAAAAGACCUUGUUGAUAAAUUGCAGGAACAACAGAAAGAAAUGCUUCAGACGCUUUUGGAUGCGGAAAGAGAUCUUGUAAUGUCCUUACAGAUCAAAAAGAAAUUUACAGUAAUUCUGAAGAAAGAUUUCUCUAGGGAGACGACCAUUGACUGCGAUUGGAAAGAGGUUGUUCCACCAAACCUCACAACUUAUCUUCCCCAAACGACAUGGAAGAUUGAGGCAUCUUCAGAUUCAAAAUUUACUGUCAUUGACGCAACAGUUACCGUCGUAAAUCAAAGAAGCUGUACGCUCAACAAUACUACCGUUUGGCCAAACGUUAGAGAAAUCUUCGUCAGAAUUCGUCCAACACUAAAGUUCAUCGACGUCGUCAAACCCAAGAGUCCUCUUGAUCUAUUCAAGAGCUUCCAGGGUGGUGCGACAUACAAGAAAGACUUGAUCUAUGAGGCUCCCGCCUGGAGUGAUCCAUUGAGUUCCGUUAGCCAUUCCCCAUACCUCAAAUCGCCAACUUCGAUGGAAUUCACCCUGUCCGAGGACAGUGCUAUCCUAUCUGUGGAAGGCCCUGCAUCGAAACUCUUAAUAUCCAUCAAAAAUCUGCAGAAGUCUGUAGAACUCUACUCCCAUAUAUUCAAGCCCUCCGUUGGUCUUAAAAGGUUUGUCAAACGUCUGAAACUCAUCGCUCCACCCAACUACCCGGAAAAUAACAUCACUGGAGACAUGCAAGCCUAUGCUCAGAAUUUGAAACCAAGCGAUGACUACAGAGAUUCAGACAUCUUUGAAUCGGCAAGUUUUUCCAUCUCGAAACACCUGGUCAAUCUGAGGGCAGCCAGCCAAGGCAGAGAUAUCACACUCAGUUGGAAUCCUGAAGUACUUCCAUUUGGGAAUGCAUUUUGUGCCUCAACUUACCUCGACUUUGGAAAUUUUGGCACAUCGCAAGCAACACUGACAGCUCCCAAGACCAUUAAAAACGGCGACGAAGUGACUAUCGUUGCGGCUAGGACUCCAGAUGACAACGACCAUAGCUUUGUAGUAUUCUCUGCCACCUCCGUCAAGCUGAAUUAUCUCCCCUCCAUCACCAUAGUAACCGUUAAGAUUGACAUUGACAAGGAGAAAAUCAAUCUCGUCGUAUCCGAAUCCCUAGACUGGACCGAAGGAACUUACAAACUUUAUAUCGAAGUGUUCCAUCCAGGCUCCCCAGAGUCAGACCGACAAAAGCAGCCAGCAACUAUCCUUGACCAGAACCGCCUGUCCGCAUCAAAGUUUGACUUUACGCGCUUGACGAGCGUCGUCCCUACUUCCCCCAACAUCGCCUACACCCUCGCCGUAUGUAUUGCAGAUCCUCUCACAUCCACCGAUCGCACCGGCGAGCCUUUUAUGGGACCUCUCUUUCCUAAGUCUCUCCUCGUCGCUCCGGUGGUUUCUGUUCUCGCUCUGCGCGCUGCGGUCCUGGCUCGUUGGGAACUCAAUACGGACGACAACUCCUUCCUGGAAACGGCGAUUUCUCGCCCCCCACCAUUGAAAUCUCCAGGGAUAGCCACAGCAGCUCCAGAGACAUCACCACUACAAUCAGAAGAAGAAGAUGCAGACGUCCUCAUCCGCCGUCGCGUUGGUAAAGCGCAAAAGAGCGUGCGCUUCACAGUUGACGAUCUCGGUGUCGAGGAACUUGAGUACGGCGCGGCUUUUACAAUCAAGGUGGUACGAAUUGCUGGAGUUGUGCGCGGCAAACUUGGCACCAUGCAAGUGGUUGUGGGAGAGCGUUUGCAGACUGUUGAUCAGCGGCAGGCGACUGCUACUGUGCUCGAAGCAAUGACUGCUGAGGCCGCGCAGAUGGGGGAGAACAUACCUGAGCCUACUUUAUAG
Molecule: messenger RNA, 10524 nt
Organism: Bacidia gigantensis
Lineage: Eukaryota; Fungi; Ascomycota; Lecanoromycetes; Lecanorales; Ramalinaceae
Exons: 3
Coding region: 1-10524 (3507 amino acids)
Source: RefSeq, a predicted model, not a curated record